AAGUGCAGUCGGGUCCUUCUUUUUCAUGGCUCACAAAGAUAGGCUGAGAUGAUUGAGGAAAGGGUAGAGGAUAAAAUUUUUCUGACUAGUGUGUACAACUAUAGACUCAGAGGGUUUUUAUUUGAUAUUGUGACCAUAGUGAUCCACUACGAUACUGGUUAGUACUUGACCAAGCAGGUUGAGAUUGGCUGUAGUAGUAAAAUAGAACGCACACUGCUUCGUACUCGAGACAGCUCGUCUGUAACGAACAAGAUGGAAACAGAGGAGGACAGCGCGAUUGAUUUGAUCAAUGCAAUCCAAUGCGACCUGGGCGAAUUAUAUCCGCGACAGCAUCCGGUUUGAUUGAAGGCUGGCCCAUACGACGUUUGCCAUUCAUGAUAUUGAAAUGAUAUUAACAUUGCCUGCAACGUCUUAUACAUUUUCCAGAAAAAGAAAUGACAGACUGAUGAAAGCACGUGAAAAAUUUCAAUGUCAUGGUGCAUUGUGGAGAAACUGAAAGGGAUGGAGAAAUAAGUAAAAAUCUCUGCGUCCUGGGAUCAGGAUCUAUUUAUGGACAGGGAUAUACUUGUUGCGGUUAAACGAAGACGAGAAACGCGUAUAAAACGCUAUACACGACUGAGGAGGCGGAAGCCACUCAACGAGUCCGUGAUCAAGAGUACGGCGAUCUCGUCGCUCCACCUCUGGUCUCUUUGCAACAGCUCUACAUUCAUUUUUCUGGAACAAGAACUGUUCCGGAUGAUCAUAUUCUUUCAGUCCCAUCAGCAGGAGGGCCAGAGCUAGCAGAGGAAAGCGAAAGGGAAAGCAUGAUUUACUGUGCAUGACAGACAAAGACAAACGUCUUGUGACGGGCUGGCUUCUUCAAAACUGCUUUCGUAUGAUACCAAUACCCCGUGCAGCGCAGCCAAUGACUUGCUGCUCUCGCCAUUUGGAGCUGAGGACCUGUUGGAGGGCUUAUUCAACAGCAAACAAAAAAAGUUCGUCUUGUGUGUAUCAAUGCGCGAACUUUGCAUCGGUACUUUCGUAUCGCAAUGAGUUUCGGAAUCUGACUGUCAUGCUGAAGGAAGGCACACGCACAUCAGCCUUGGGAAGAAAAAAGGCGAGACCUGCUCUCCAAGAAUCAUCGAAUGACGUAAGACAACUUGUUUGAGGCGGCACUUCCCACCCUGCUUCAGAUGUAGCUGCACAUAGUGAUCUAUACGCGCAGCGUGAGCAAGUGUAGAAGUUGGAACAGCUUCACAACUACAUGUACAUCAGAAUGCAUGUUGACAACAUGCACAUGCUCACGACGAACUGUUUUGCAUUCGGAUAUCAAAACAAGGAAAACCGUAGCGACGCGGUCACCAUAGGAGCACCUUCCGGUUUUAUCCAAAAAAAAAAUAUUAUGUGUUACUGCAACUUUUUUGGUGCAUUUUAGCACGACAGUAAAAUCUUCAUGUUUUCAUGCGCAGAUAGUUUUUCGUGAAGGUGAAAAUGCUAGACUGCAUGGCCUCCAGCAUAACAGACGGAAUCAAACCCUUCUGUUCUUGUGUGUUUCGCAACACAUUAUGCUUACAUGACCAGUAGCACAUUUUUUUUCUCCCAUAGGUUCGUCGUUGUCGCUGCUCAACAGCAGCUCUUGCGCAAAUGUCACCUCCAGCAAGGGCUUUUUGGCCACCUCCAAGGGCGGUCCGACAACGUGUACAACGUCUAGUACAACAUCCGGGACAACUGCGGCGAUGUACGCACGCCCGUCCUCCAAAGCCGCGGGGAAAAUGCUCGUCGCACAGCAACAGGACCUCCACUCCUCGGCGGGGAAGCUCCUGCUGCAAGGUGGUGGUCCUCCGCAAGGAGCAGGAGGUUUUACUUCGCUCAUACCGGCUUGCUCGAAAUCGAAAGCUGCGCCCUUUCCUGCGACGACAGCGAAGUCUUGCUAUCCAGUCGUGCAACUACAGGAUUUUUACUAUCAUUUCGGUGCAGUUUGUUCGGGCGGUCAGGAAGAAGCGGAAGAUAAACAUAAAGAUUACCUUAGUCAGUCUUUGCAUGGUCGUGUGCUGGAAGAUAGCGUAUUUUGAAGCCUUGUGCGUCCGCCAGGAUCAGGAACGCCACCUCCCCAUAAUCACAGGACAUGCAGAUUCUUGAUUUUUUACGGCAUAGACCUCCAGCCUUUGGCACGACGCACUGCACGGGAGCGGCCGGGCAACUUUUAGGCAACCUCAGAAGUGCAAUUUUAGAUUUAGACUUCGGGAGGUGCCAAUGUUACGUACCGCAUUGCUGGAGGGAGUUGGUUGUCAAAACCAAAGCCCGACGAGACUAGCAGAUGUGCGAGAACUACGACGACCGCAGGAACAACGAAAUAAACCGACAUGAUUGCACCUGUAUUUUUUGCACACUGUGAUACGCUUGCGGGUGGUGGAGCCGCGUCCGCUGCACUGGGUGGCGGCUCAUCGAUUUCUGGUGCUUGUUCUUUCGCGAACGCCAACAGUGCUGCGCAGUCUAAGGCGGCCUCACUGGCGCUCGGGAUGAAGGGAGCCGACAUCACGACAGCUGGCGCAGGCAGUGGCGCACCUCCCGCUCUGUUGCCGUUGCCACCAGCUGUAGGGGCGGGUGGAACAAAUAAAAAUAAUGCAGCAAACGGCCUGGUGUCAUCUACAUCCACUUCGAUUUCGCGAACAGCCGGACCAUCAUCUACGUAUGGCGUUCUGAAGAAGCCGACGGCUUUUCUACCUUCAACGGCGGACCUGGUGGUGCGGGACACGACCGCAUCGUCGCAGAUGGUCGGCGGUCCGAAUGGAGGCGCAGGGAUGAUUAGGCCGAAGGCAUCUUCCGCUGCCGCGGGUGCAGCCAAUACAGCGCCAGGUGCUCCUGUGGUCGGGCGAAAUCUUGCUGCGGGCACAACAGGUUAUACCCUCUUGCAAAACGCGCCUGGUGCUCCAGCAGUUGGCGCCGGUUCUGCCACAGGUAGUGGCCCACUUUCCGCACCACAUGGUGCUGCAGUGGGAGGUAUUGUAGAUGGGGGAGUACAACUUGGAGGAGGGCUGUCAUCGAAUUCCGUUGGUGGUGCGACUAGGACUGGUAAUAACAUCAUGUCUGCGGCUACAUCAAGUUUCGGGGGUCCGCUUUCCAGUAGCAGCAUCGCGAGUGCGGCCGCAGCGGCGGGUCUGGUGGUGAAAAACACGACAUCGACGGCACAACAGUUGGCGCAGCAAGCAGGAGCAGCGAGUGCGGUAGUUCAUCCCGGCGGUAGCAAGACCAUUUUGAAUCCUAGCGCCGGGGGCGCGUUCGUCCAUCCGGGCGGCAGCUCAGGCGCACCAGCGGGGGCGGGCCCGGCUAGUAGUGGGCCGACUAGUUGUACAGGAGCUGCAAUUUCCUCCACCGCGACAACGACAGCUACAACUUCUAACCCGCAGCCUCCUUUGCUGGUAAAGUCCAAGACGAAGAUGCGCAUCCCCACCAAACAAAGCCAGCCAGCCGCUAUGAGUGCCGGCGCUUCUUCAUCUCUGGCCGUAGCAGGAGCCGGACAUGAUGGCGCUUGCAAUACAUCAUCAAGUAGCAUGCAAUUGCGAGGUGGUGGAACACAGUCGGCCAUAGUUGGCGGGGCUGCACCGACGACUACACUUCCUGUGGACGAUUCGCCUUCAGAAGGCCCGCCAGCUGGCAGUUUCCAGCCAAAGCGCGUGACCAUUAUGAGCCGGAAAAAACCUGCUCUGCAGCAGCCGAUCGGAGGCGGAGGUACAGGAAAUAUUGCGGGGAUCCCGAAUAAAAGCCAUUUAGCACCAAGUACCGGGACGACGAUGUUGAAUAGCAGCACUUCGCAGCCACAGGUGAUCAAGCUGCCACCAACAAUCCUCGGCUUGGAAGACGAAAUUCCUGCGGCCGCGAGAUCGACGUUCCUUGAAGGCGGGGCUGCGGCACUGCAGAUGCGUAUGGCACAGAAAAACACAAACGAGUUCUUGUCUUUGCUACAAUUCGUCAUGCUCAUCCUCAUGUGUGUGUAAGAAGAAAUUUGAUGAAGGAUGGCUUGCAAAUACUUAUUGUCGUGCGGAUGUGUAUUUUUGCUCAUGCGAACCGCUCCUCGUCGGCAUUUACUUCCGGGGGAUUGAUAUCGGAGUUUCAUCUCCUGUAGUGUCUGCAAAAGAUCAAUCCGUAAUCAUCACAUUCACACGUAAAGCCGAGCACUUUGACUGUCUGACUGUGACGAUGCGAGUUAUGAUUCUGAAACGAAUGCAGACUACGAUUGUAGUGACAGGGACAGAUGAGCACACAGCACUCAAGCUGCAGACUACCUGGAAUUCCCUUCCGGCUGAUGGUACUACUGCCAGCGGAACUGUGUUUGGCACUUGCAUACGCGAAGCGGCGGCUGCUGCAACCGGAGCGAAUGCGUCCAACCCAGGUGUAGAGGAGGCUAUGACCAGCAAGAAACCAGACCAGUAGUAAACUCAACACGUCGAUAGUUCAGGAUUUGGUUCUAGAGGAGAUUUUAUUAUUUUCAAGUUGUACUGGCAGGGUGCAUGCGGGCAAGCGAUCCAAUCGCAGUCAGAAGCAUGAGCGUGAAUUUAUUCACGUGUUGCCAGUUCAUGAAGCAACAAGCAGCCUGCCAGAAUUCGCUUCGUUCUUGUUUAUGGUGCUACUGUGUGCGAGAAACGCUGCUCCAAAAAAGGAGCUACGGUCGUUGCGUAGACUUCUGGAGGUAUAACUUGGUGUGUGAGGACAUGAGAAUGGGCGCCCUUGGAUGAAGCUAUACAAAAAACUGCACGCAUCCUGUACAUACGACAACGACGUGUUGUGAUUACUUACUAGCGGUUUUGCUAGGAUGCCCACCGAUGAUAUCCAAGGAAAAAGCUGCGCACUAGGGUUGUUACUGUGACUUCAUUCUUGGAAAACUGACAGCAUGACCAAUACAAAUACUUGGUUUUUUCUAUGUAUGUUGAAACGCACCAAAGUUGGUUUUGUAGUGGACAAAUUCCCAGUCUAACGAGCUAUCUUCACGCUCAUGGUUGUCCUCUCGCAAGACGAGUGUAAACUGUUCUGCGCGGCGUGCAGCAGGAAUAGCGAACAAAUCUUCACAUGAUUGAAGUUAAACACAAACUUUUUUCUCCCGGAUAGACGACCUAGACGACGAGUUCGAUGACGACGAUGAUUUGGACGAUUUCGGUAUCAUAUUGUUCUAGUGCCUUUGCAACUUCUAACUUCUUGCCUUGUGCUGCGCCAUCUUUGUAUGUACUUACCAUUAGCGACAGCAGGAAUGAAUGCGUAUGUGAAUGAGAACGAAAAUGGAAAAUAGAAAUCAAAGAAAUUCCUCAAAUUCCAUCACAUCACGACCCAGAUUCCUACAUUCCCCCUGGUGUGUUGGAGAUGCAGCAAGCGGGUAUUUCGACUGCGGUCUCACACGGUUCGUCUUCCGCAGCCUCCGCGUGUUCGGAGCUUCUGCAGACCG
Molecule: messenger RNA, 5413 nt
Organism: Amoebophrya sp. A120
Lineage: Eukaryota; Dinophyceae; Syndiniales; Amoebophryaceae
Source: the annotation of a GenBank genome assembly